Daphnia pulicaria is the source of this 3207-nucleotide messenger RNA. It is a transcript of the gene Psa, whose product is annotated as puromycin-sensitive aminopeptidase-like. Lineage: Eukaryota; Metazoa; Arthropoda; Branchiopoda; Diplostraca; Daphniidae. Bases 97 to 2901 code for a protein of 934 amino acids. Gene Ontology annotation, cellular component: cytoplasm. The transcript has 10 exons. Gene Ontology annotation, biological process: peptide catabolic process; proteolysis. Gene Ontology annotation, molecular function: peptide binding; metalloaminopeptidase activity; zinc ion binding. The record is from RefSeq and is a predicted model, not a curated record.
AGUCUACUGUUUUAUUUGUCGAAAGCGUCACGGUUGGGUUUAAGUCGAAAUAGAAUUUUAGCCUCAGGGGAAUUAUUACAAAGGUUCCCUUCCUUUAUGAGCUUUAUCUCUUCGUCGUCGUCGGCCAAGUCAAAUCAGCUGCUGGCCGUUUUUCCCAUUGGACUAACCUAUCGUUCUUGUCAGCUUGUCAGCGAGAGGUUCUCAGCCAGCCGUGAAUUUGUGACAGGUAGAUCAGCAGAAAAUAGAGAGACGAGAGAAUUCGAACAACAAGGACAAGAAGAGCUAAAUAGUAAAAUGCUACCUGUCAAAGCUUUUGAACGUUUGCCCAAGAGCGUUGUACCCGUCCACUACGAAAUCACCAUCAAGCCAGAUUUGGUUAAACUAGUCUUCGAGGGACAUGAAAGUGUCACGUUGAAAGUAGUUGAGCCUGUGGACCAGAUUAUCUUGAACUCUCUGGAAUUGGAGCUCGACAAUGUCAAACUGGCUGACGAGGCUGGGCAGGAAACCACCAUCAGCCAAGUGGUUCUUGAUGUUGAAAACGAAAAGGCGGUAUUCAAACUCUCUUCUGUUCUCCAACCUGGACAGUAUCACUUGAAAUUGGAGUUCAAAGGUGUCAUCAUUGACAAACUAAAAGGUUUUUACUGCAGCAAAUACCUCAGUGCUGAUGGAGAAGAACGGUACAGUGGUAUCACUCAAUUCGAGCCCACAGAUGCCAGACGUGCUUUCCCCUGCUGGGAUGAACCAGCUGUCAAAGCCACUUUUGACAUUACCUUGGUGGUGCCCAAAGAUCGUGUGGCCUUAUGUAACAUGCCAGUGGUGUCAGAAUUGCCUUACGAAGCCGAUCCUAACCUGCGAGUCGUCAAGUUUGAUCGCACACCCAUCAUGUCGACUUACUUAGUUGCCUACGUCGUUGGCGAAUUCGACUAUGUCGAAGAACGCUCAACUGACGGUGUUCUGGUUCGCUGUUACACUCCGGUUGGCAAGAAGGAGCAAGGUCGUUUCGGUCUCUACGUCGCCGCAAAAGUCUUGCCCUACUACAAAGAAUAUUUUGGGGUUGAAUAUCCUUUGCCCAAAAUGGAUCUCGUAGCAGUAGCCGAUUUCGCCGCUGGCGCCAUGGAGAAUUGGGGUCUCGUGACCUACCGAGAGACUUGCCUUUUGGUGGACGAUCAAAAUACGUCUACACAGAGACGCCAAUGGGUAGCCAUCGUCGUUGGUCACGAACUUGCCCAUCAAUGGUUCGGCAACCUUGUCACCAUGGAAUGGUGGACUCAUUUGUGGUUGAACGAAGGUUAUGCUACGUUCGUGGAAUCCCUUUGUGUCGAUCACUUGUUCCCCGAGUUCAAAAUCUGGACGCAAUUCGUCACAGACACUUCGACACCGGCCCUCGACCUCGACAGUUUGAAGAAUUCGCAUCCCAUCGAAGUGCCCAUCGGCCAUCCGGAUGAAAUUGACGAGAUUUUCGACGACAUUUCCUACCACAAGGGAGCGGCCAUCAUCCGCAUGUUGCACAACUACAUUGGAGAUGACGAUUUCCGGCGUGGGAUGAAGUUGUAUCUGACCCGUCACAAGUACGGCAACACUUUCACCGAGGAUCUGUGGGCUGCGCUGAGCGAGGCCAGCAAAAAGCCUGUGGGGACCAUCAUGUCCGGCUGGACGAAGCAAAUGGGCUUCCCAGUGAUUCGAGUGUCUGCCCGUCAGGAUGGCGAUAAGCGAAUCUUGCAGUUGAGUCAGCAGCGAUUCUUGGCUGACGGCACCAAGGACGAGAACAAUACCAUGUGGAUGGUACCGAUCGAAAUCGCCACCUCACGCUCGCCCACCACGCCCAGCAUGUCGUUCGUCUUGGAAGGAGAGAAAUCCGAGAUUGUUUUGAACGAUAUCCGACCUGACGAGUGGUUCAAAAUGAAUCCCGGCCAGGUUGGCUUCUACCGUACCUGCUAUGAGCCUGAAUUACUCAAACACUUGGUCUCGGCCAUCGACCAGCAAACUCUUCCGCCGCUCGAUCGCCUGGGUCUCUUGGACGACCUGUUCGCUUUGGUCCAGGCCGGCCAUUCUUCCACAGUCGAAGCCUUGACGCUGCUGGAAGCUUUCGCCAACGAAGAUCAGUACACGGUGUGGAAUCGCGUCUGCAGCGCCUUGAGCAAAUUGUCGCAUCUGCUGGCCUACACGGACCACCACGAAUUGUUGAAAAGUUUCGGACGCAAAUUGUUGGGCGGCAUGACCCGUAAACUUGGCUGGGAAUCAAAACCAGACGAGGAGCACUUGACAAAGCUCUUGCGCAGUUUGCUUUUGGGUCGGAUGGCCAUGUUUGACGAUCCGGAAGUGAUCGCCGAGGCCGAGCGCCGCUUCCUACUGCACAUCAAGGGGGAGGAACAAGUCCCAGCCGAUUUCCGUUCGACCGUCUACAAAGCCGUUUUACGGACGGGCAGCCGAUCCAAGUAUGACGAUCUAUUGCGAAUUUAUCGCGAGGCAACUCUGCAUGAAGAGAAGGAUCGCAUCGCCAGCGCUUUGGGUACAAUCAAGAACGAAGAUAUCCUGAAAGAGGUACUGGCCUUUGCCAUGUCGAAUGAGGUCAGGUCACAAGACACGGUAUUUGUCAUCUCGUCUGUGGCGUCCAGCAAACUUGGCCGCGAUUUGGCCUGGAACUACUUCAAGGAUAACUGGGAUCUCUUCAACGAGCGCUUCAAAGGCGCAUUCCUUUUGGUGCGGCUGGUGAAAUCUUUGACGGAGAAUUUCGCUUCCGAAGAGAAAGCCGUUGAAAUUGAAAACUUUUUCAAGGAGCACCAUUGCGCCGGAACGGAACGCACCGUCCAGCAGAGCGUUGAAUCCGUACGGUUGAACGCCGCUUGGCUCGCCCGCGAUGCCGAGUCUGUUGGCCGUUACCUGACGAGCAAAUCCCAAUAGAUAUUGAAAGACAAAGUUUAUAGAAAAAUCCUGUUAAUUCCGGUGCUUUCUUUUCCUUUCUCCCCCCUCACCCGUGCUGCUGUAUCGCUGGAACAAACAAACAAAAAAAGAGAAUUGCAACCAGUCAACCCGUUGAUUAUUGAUCCUCUCGUUUCUUUUUUUUCUCCUUUUCUUUCCAUCCCUCAAAUUGGUUUCAGUUAUUUUUGUUUGUUGUUGUCAUUGAAUUUGUUUUUUUGAGAAAUAUUUUUCCUUUCACCAACGGAGACGCUCAGAUUUAAUUCGGUUCAACUCCACCCCUCAUCAAAG